Messenger RNA from Diorhabda carinulata, 609 nucleotides. Its product is annotated as plasminogen-like. Gene Ontology annotation, cellular component: extrinsic component of plasma membrane. The record is from RefSeq and is a predicted model, not a curated record. The transcript has a single exon. Gene Ontology annotation, molecular function: signaling receptor binding; endopeptidase activity. The coding region runs from base 102 to 503 and encodes 133 amino acids. Gene Ontology annotation, biological process: proteolysis. NCBI's taxonomy places the organism in Eukaryota, Metazoa, Arthropoda, Insecta, Coleoptera, Chrysomelidae.
UCUCCAAUAUACCUGGUACACGUUUUAUUCACAAUUUUAUUUAUUAUUAUGUUGUGAUGUCAGAAGACAAUUUGACAGAUUUGGUUAAGUAGACCAUCGUAAUGGAAAAUAAUGUCAAUCUGUCGUCAAUAAUCUCAAUAAUUUAUUUUUUGUUGUAUUCUCUUAUUUACUGUGACGAACCUCCACCGGGUACGUUAACUGACUUAAACCUGUGCAAAGUUUCCCAUUUGGGAAUCGAUUACAAAGGGUACAUUGGAAAAACAGAAUCAAACGUUCGAUGUCAAUCUUGGACGUCGUCCCAACCGCAUAUAAUAAAAGAAGAUAUAGCGGAUAGAAAUUUUUCAGACGGAUCGAAGAAAUUAGCGAAGAAUUUUUGUAGGAAUCCUACAAGUGAUCCGAUGGGACCAUGGUGUUAUACGAUAGAUACAGAUUUACAAUAUGAAACCUGCGGUUUGCCUUUAUGUAGUUUUUCUCAGGUUAAUAUAGACAAAUAUGUUUUCUGAUCUCCUUUUUAUCAUAUAAUUCUUUAAGAAUAUGCACUUUAUCUAAUUUAUAGUGUAAACUCACUGGCCCCGGAAUGGAAUAUGGAGGUGAACACAAUAAAGGUAC